Molecule: messenger RNA, 1005 nt
Organism: Bacidia gigantensis
Lineage: Eukaryota; Fungi; Ascomycota; Lecanoromycetes; Lecanorales; Ramalinaceae
Exons: 1
Coding region: 1-1005 (334 amino acids)
Biological process (GO): protein catabolic process
Molecular function (GO): protein-N-terminal asparagine amidohydrolase activity; protein-N-terminal glutamine amidohydrolase activity
Source: RefSeq, a predicted model, not a curated record
AUGAGAAUAGCAACCGUGCAGUUUGCACCAGAGCUUGGCCAAACAGAGGAAAACAUUCUGCAGGCCGAGAACAUACUUUCUGCCUCUCCACCGCAUGAUGUAGAUCUCUUAGUAUUGCCGGAGCUUGCCUUUACAGGCUACAAUCACACGGUCGAAUCAAUCCUUCCUCAUCUUGAACUCCCGGACACAGGAAUCAGCACACGAUGGGCCAAAUCUGCAGCCGCGAAGUACAAUUGCAUCGUCAGCGUUGGAUAUCCCGAGCUUGCCACUCAAUGUGAAGGCCAAGUCGUAGCAAACCCUGCUGGGACGCCAACAGCCUACAACAGCCUUGUCACCGUGUCUCCAGCAGGGAAAAUUCUAGCGAAUUACAGGAAAUUCCAUCUCUACUACACCGACGCCUCAUGGGCCUCCGAAGGCCCCGACGGCUUCAUGGUUCGCGACUUGCCUCUACCCUCAAUGACUAAGCUCGACAAUAACGGCAAGAUUCAAGAAAGUGUGAGAGCUGCAUUCGGCAUCUGCAUGGACAUCAACCCCUACCAAUUCACUGCGCCACAGGAUGCCUACGAAUUCUGUGUCCACGCCAUCAACGGCGGCGCUGAUAUGCUCGUCCUCUCCAUGGCAUGGCUGAGUGCUCUUUCUUCUGAAGAUCUGAAGGGAGAACACCGGGGGGACUGGGACAUGGACACCUGGGCUUGUUGGCUCGCAAGGCUGCUGCCGUUCAUAGAGGCGGAAAAAGAAGUAAUAGUGAUUUUCGCGGAUAGAUGUGGGGAAGAGCCGGGGGAGAAUCCCUUUGAGAAAGACACAGAGGGUGUAAGGUAUGCCGGGACCAGCUGGGUAGGGAAGAUCGGCAGGGGAGACGUGGGGAUUUGGAGGAUGCUUGGGCGAGGGGAGGAAGGGCUGCUGCUGGCUGACACGAGUAAAGCCUAUGAGAGAGAGUUCAGGGCGUGGAGACCGAUGAAAGGCGAGGGUUAUUAUGGGACACCUACACCCGAGGACCAGGGUUGA